Messenger RNA from Serendipita indica DSM 11827, 2220 nucleotides. NCBI's taxonomy places the organism in Eukaryota, Fungi, Basidiomycota, Agaricomycetes, Sebacinales, Serendipitaceae. The record is from the annotation of a GenBank genome assembly.
AUGGCCCACGCAGUUCGUUAUCAAGCUGAUCAGAACCCACCGUUCUGCUCUUUCGCUGUGAAAAGCGCAUUCAAUCAGCUUGAGCGAAAGGAGCAGCUCUACGCUCACUAUAUUAGCGAGGCAUCGUGGGCAGGAGCACGGAUCAUCCAAGGACAAUGGACCCCUCAGGCCAUGGAUCUCUAUGACCUUUUCCUCCUCGUCUUUAGCAAUCCCGAUCGCUCUCCUGUCGACUUUGAAAAGCUCAAGACUGACUCUGGAGUUUCGGACGAACAAUGGAAACAAGCUACGACCUAUGUAGCCCAAGUAUUCGGCAAUCUCGUCAACUACAAGUCCUUUGGAUUCACAAAGUUCAUCCCCCGCAUCCAUCAAGACGACUUUAAGAGCAUCGUCGCUGCAUCCCCCAAUAGCCAGGUCGCUCUUGAUCAAUGGAACAAGGCAAAUCUGGUCGACCACAUCUACUCCGUCGAGCCCGAGUCAGCCAUGCUCAUCGGUGACCCCAGUAAAGGGCAUGUAACCAAUUAUUACUUUGGCGAGGAAAUUAUCACAAGCGAAGAAGUUUCGAACAUCCAGACCAAAGCAGAGGCUCUCAAGAUCGACGUCCUGAAUACACGAAUCGAGAAACAUGGUCCUAACACCUAUACACUUCAUGUAGCUUCUGUUGACGAGCGAGAACAAGAAGAGACGCUCGAAAUUGCUGGAUCAACAGAAAAAGGGUCCCUCAAGAUCAAAUAUGGGGACUUCAAAGAUGCCCUCCAAAAGUCCAUCGAUGCCCUUCGCAAAGCACGAGAAUAUGCUGCAAAUGAUCACCAAAAGUCCGCCAUUGACAAAUACAUCGAAUCCUUCCAGACAGGGGAUAUCCAGGCGCACAAGGAUGGAUCAACGCAUUGGGUGCGUGAUGUCGGACCAGUGGUGGAGAGCUACAUAGGGUUUGUGGAGACGUAUGUCGACCCAGUCAGUGCGGCCCGCGCUGAGUGGGAGGGUUUCUGCGCUAUUGUGGAUAAGGCCUUAAGUGCCAAGUACGAGAAGCUCCUUGACAGGGCUUCAGAGCUCAUCAAGGACCUUCCAUGGGGACCAGAUUUUGAGGUCGAUACCUUCCGCAAGCCUGAUUUUACUGCACUCCAGGUGCUUUCAUUCGCGACUGGGGGUAUCCCUGCCGGAAUCAAUAUCCCUGUACGUGUUCCCUCCUCGAAACCACUCAAACUGAUGAAUACACAGAAUUACUAUGAAAUUCGAGAGAACGUUGGUUUCAAGAACGUCUCACUGGCCAACAUCCUCGCAGCAAAAGCACCGGACGAGGAGGUCACCUUUAUAGAAGAAGCAGAUCUACAGUUAUACAACAAGUGGGAAUCCAAAGCUUUUGAGCUUCAAGUGGCCAAUCACGAACUAUUGGGACAUGGGAGCGGGAAACUAUUUACGCAGGAUAAAGAUGGCAACCUCAACUUUGACAAAGACAAGGUCAUCAAUCCGCUCACCAAUAAGCACAUCGAAUCUUGGUAUCUACCAGGACAAACUUCUAGCUCCGUACUGGGAACGGUGUCGUCGUCUAUGGAGGAAUGUCGUGCUGAAGCCGUAGCGCUGUAUCUUGUAUCCAACAAGAAUAUACUUUCUAUCUUCAACUAUACUGAACCAGAGGAUAUUGACGAGAUUCAGUACAUUACAUUCUUGUUGAUGUGUCGAGCUGGUCUCCGGGCACUCGAAUUCUAUGACCCUAAAGCGAAGAAACAUUUGCAGGCCCACAUGCAAGCACGAACAUGGCAAGAUCACACGCUGGUAACAACAUUGGCCUCUAAUGAGAAUACAGGCAUUGCAAGAAUUGAGCGAGAACAGGAUAACAACGGUGUUCUUAAGCGUGCUUAUGUGAAGGUGGAUCGUGAUCUUGUUCUCUCCAAAGGUCGAGAAGUUAUGGGGGAGCUCCUCGUCAAGUUGCAGGUGUACAAGUCCACGGCUGAUGCAAAAGGUGCAAAGAGAUUCUACGAAGCGCUGACUACGCCAAGAGUCGAUUGGGAUGAAGAAUUGAGACAGCUUGUCUUGUUCAAGAAGCUGCCGAGAAAACUUUUCGUUCAGCCCAACACAUUCAUCGAGAAGAUAACAGAGGGGGAUAAUCAAGGAGAGCGCGUUGUCAUGAGAGAAUACGAACUAAACGAGGAAGGAAUGAUCCGUAGUCAUAUCGACAAGAAGUUGGGCAGGUCUAAUCUCGCCGCGUCUGCCCCUUCAGUGUAG